Messenger RNA from Podarcis lilfordi (Lilford's wall lizard), 27927 nucleotides. Lineage: Eukaryota; Metazoa; Chordata; Lepidosauria; Squamata; Lacertidae. The record is from the annotation of a GenBank genome assembly.
CAGGCGCAGAAGGGGCAGCGUCUCCGGCCGCGGCUGCCGAGCGAGAGCGCCUGGUCUCUCUCUCUCUCUCUGUCUCUCUCUAUAUAUAUGGGGGAGAGAAGAUGGCUCCCUUCCCUGAGGAGGUGGAUGUUUUCACGGCCCCGCACUGGCGGAUGAAGCAGCUCGUCGGGCUUUAUUGUGACAAGGUAGGAGGCGGGAGGGGGAGGUUUCUGAGGGGGCGACGCGCCGGGCGCAGCCGUGAGGGGGGGGCGAGGUGGUCGCGCGCCCCUCGUUACGUGAGGCGCCGAGACACGCCCCUCGGCCCCCUCGGGCCUCGCUCGGCCGGCGCUCGUUUGCUGCGUGAGAGGGGAUGCGCGCGCAGCCUCGGGGGAGCCGGAGGAGAGAGGGGCGCCUGCGCAGCUGCCGCCGCCUGGCGCGCGCCGUGACUCCUCUCGGCCACCGUCGUCCGCACAGUUGUUUUCACAGCCCCCCCCCCGCAGCGCCGCCUUCCUCCGCUUGCAGGUUUCCCCUCUUUCUUCCCCGGUUUUUCUGCGCUUGGUUGCGAACCCCUUUCCCUGGCAGGGCUCUGUCGCCGGCUGCGCUUCCUUCCCGAUAUUAGCGGAGACGUGACGCAGCUUCUUCGCUGGUGGUGGGGUUUUGUAUCUCGGAUGAGGCCUUCUCGCCACACGUGUGCACGCACGCACACACGUGUGUUCCUGGCUUAAGAAUCUUUUCCAAAGGCAGCCCGCCCCCCCGAACGAAGCGCGGCCAAAGUGCCUUAGGCGCCGACUUUCCCUCCUCCACUGCGAUUCCCAGCUAUGCUGCUACAUGAAGGCAGAAACUCUGUAGAAGACAUUAUUGGACUUUUGAUGACAUGAACCAUGCGUGUCGAAUAUGGACAAAGAAAAGCUCGUUCAGAAAUCCAAAUGUCAAAAAACAUAGGUGGUUGGCAUCCCUCUGUGCGCCUCCGGGGUUGAACUCUCCUAGAGUUACAGUGCCUGCUGUGACUGUAGAGACAUUGGCAUUUCUUUUCUCUGUGCUUCUCCCAGCAGUCCUUCCUCCUCCGGUCACUGCUGUGGAUGAACAAGGAUUCCCACAUGAUGAGGUUAAUGUUUCCAGCCUUCAUGUCACAUUUGCAAUGCAGAGUUGGUGUCUCAGCAGGCGCAACUUAAAGGCAGAUUUUUCUCUCCCUGUAUCAUUUUAGAGUGCAUGUUCCUUGAGGCAGGUGUCUUUGCUUUUUAAGUUGGCAGCUUAACAAGUAAAGGAGAGCAAGGAAAUGCAGAGAUCGCAGGGGCCCAAGAUAAUGGAUUGCUCAAUGUAUUUUGGUUAUUACAGCUUCCUGAUGGCAUGUUUGGCUUGACCCAGUCAGUUUAGCCAAUGAUCAGGGGUUAUGGGAGUUGUAAUCCCAACAAGCUUUAAAAGCUCAAGGUUGAAGCAAGGUGGUCUAGCACACUCUGUAAAAUAGGCAGUCCCACACUGUGAAUGGGGAACAUAACUGAUUUACCUGGCAGCUGCGCACCCCUCUUCGCUCAAAAGUAAUUUGCAACUACAGUGGUACCAGAGCUCCGUUCGCAUCUAGAAGCAAACGUAACUAGCGACGGCACAUCUGCGCAGGCACGCGUCGCUUUUGGGCAUGCGCGUGACGUCAUUUUGACAGUCUGCGCAUGCGCAAGCGGCCAAACCCGGAAGUAACGCACUCCGUUACUUCCAGGUUGCCAUGGAGCACAACUCGAACGCGCUCAACCCGAGGUAUGACUAUACAAUUUUUGUUAGCAGUUUUUUCCACAUAGCAAUGCAGAUUUUGAUUAUUGAGUGUGUUCAUGUGCCUUUAUUUCAAGUUGCCAGUAAAGAAUAACUUAAAACAAUAUAAACUGUAGGUUUCAGGUGGGUACUAUCAAACUGUAGGGCAGGGCACAUUCCAGGCUUGCAAGACUUAGUUUUUCACUAGAUUCCUAAGGCCUAGUAAGUGGAGAGAGGUACAAAAUACAGGUACUUAAAAUUAAAUCUCAGUCCGUGAGUGGUUUUUUUGAACCAGAACUGAAUUGAACUCACACACCUUUUUUGAACCAGAACUGAAUUGAACUCACACACCAAUACACAAAUAUCCAUUUCUGUGUACGCCUCUUCUCCACCCUUCUUCAUGUCAGUAGCAUAAUUGUUGCCAAUGUUAAUUAUCUGGGAGUAAGAAAGACUUGAUCUAUUUCAGGUCACUCCCACAUGUACAGGUAUAUCCUGAUCUACCUCCCCACACCCUGCCCCUGCUCUACUACAGGAAAGCCAUUGUAGAAAAGAGCAGCUCAGGGUAAACAUUAUUUGCAAUUAAUUUUUUUUUUCAGGUGAGGGGCCAUUUUACUUGGCCAUAUGAAUGUCAAAUACACAGAAUUUACUGAAUAUGAUCACAUGUAGUGUAUGUUGCUAUAGUACAGCUCUCAACCCCCAGAGCCCACUUGAGAUGACUGAAAAAUAUUGAGGCCCAACAAGAUGGUGGUGCAGGGCAAAUGGUGGCAGAUGGAAGCGAGGUUUAACAAAAUCAACAUGCAGUUAUGGACAUCAUUUCCCACUGAUAUUUAAUCCAACUUUUGCAUUUGCUUUUUUUGUCACAUUUCCUUGUGGCAAGAAGUUCCAUAGAUCAGCUUUUCUCAGGCUAAGUACAGACAUUUUCUCUGAAGGGACUGUGACUCAGCCUCUGUGUUUUAGGUAGAACUUCCUGAUCCAGAAGCUUCUAGCAGAAACAUUUUCUUCAGCCAUAGGCGUCACUGUCAAAAUAUUAUGAUACUGUAGUUAGAAGUUAACAUGGUGUACUGGUCAUAUUUACACUAUUAUUUUGGUAUUAUAUGAAAAGUGUCUGUGGGAAACUUGAUCUAAAUUAGUGGUUUAAAUUUGCCUCCCCCCCCCCUUGGUGUUUUAAAUCACCACCUUGCCCCUGCACUAUCCUCUUAAGUUAUGUCGUUUGUUGCUGCCAGUACUAAGGUCACUAUCAAUGUGGGUUGAUAUUUUCCUUUGUUUUCCUUUGAGUCAUUUGAUGGAAUAUGGGAGUGGAAAGAAGAGAGGAGGAGGAGGUCCUCUGAAAUUCUUAGUCUUUAAUUAGUGCCUUUGCGGGGCUUACACAGUUAUGUCAGAACAUGCUACAUAAUCUCUGCAAUAAACCUUUGACCUUAAUUGUGUUGUUUGCAAUUUGCGAAAGGAUUUCUCUCUCUUCUUUUUCUCCCUCACCCAGUGUGGGUGCCAUUUGAGAAACAAGAGUGCUGGAUACUAGUGGCAGAGUUGGCAUUGAUCCCUACUUUGGGGGUCCCAAGGCGGGAAGAAGUCUUUGUUGUCUGGCCAGAUGUUCCUGGUCUGGGUGAUGAGGUUUGCCUGGAUGUUGCCUCUGUGGUUGUUCUGGGGCUUGUCCUUUGACUCUGGUUGGGAACACUGAUACCUCAGAAUAGACCAUAGUCACAUAUUUCUAGUGUAGAAGGAUGGUUGCCAACUUAUUGUAAAAGAGCAUCAUCCUGGGCUAUACUCCUGAGUGUAGGAACUGAAUUCCUUGAACUUCUUUUUCAAGACAUUUCAUUUUCUGCCUUCAUUGGUGCUAACAUUAUAGCCUCACUGGCACAUCUUAGAGAGUGAGCUGAAUGUGGUAUCUUUCCUAAGCUAAUGAUUGAGUCUGUCCUGGAUGUGUGGCGAUGCCUAGAGAGGGAUGAAGCAUCCAGCCUCAUCUGUUCCAGUAUUCUGUCCUUGUAUUGUGGGAUGACCUCUGUUGAGAGUCAAAGGAUGCCAGAGACUGGAUAUCCCAAGACACUUCAUCUGUUGUGGAGAGUGUCUGUGACAAAAUGAAUUUGCAGUCCAUAGUUGAGGGUCACUGAUGGUUCCUUCAGCCUAGUGGGAGUAGUGUGUGUGUGUAUGUAUGAAAAGUCUCUGAACCUCAGCACUGAACGACAGCACAACCCUAAAAGCACUUUAAAAGCUUGUGCUCUUACCAGAUUUAUGAGCAAAACCUUUUUUUCUAUAAUUACAACAAAAAUAAUGUUAAUAAUAAUAAUAAUAAAUUUAUUUAUACCCCGCCGAUCUGGCUGGGUUUCCCCAGCCACUCUGGGCGGCUUCCAACAAAAUAUUAAAAUACAAUAGUCUGUUAAACAUUAAAAGCUUGCCUAAACAAGACUGCCUUCAGAUGUCUUCUAAAAGUCUGGUAGUUGUUUUUCUCUUUGACAUCUGGUGGGAGGGCGUUCCACAGGGCGGGUGCCACUACCGAGAAAGCCCUUUACAUUUACUACUGAAGUUAAAACUGAGGUUUUGCUAUAUUUGCCAUAUGUUAAAAUAACUUUCCAGGACUUUUUACCUGUAGUAAUAAUGUGUUGUCAGGCAGGUUUUGUUUUGUUCUUAAUCAGAGUUAGAAACACCUGUGGUGGGGAGGGGAAACACAUUUGACCAGGAGAGUGGGAUGGUGUCAAAUACCUUUUUAGAGGAUAACAUGAUUUACGGAGUAUUAGCCCAGAAAAAACUGAUCAUUUUUGUUUCUUCCCAUCAGCUUUCUAAGACCAACUUCUCCAACAACAAUGACUUCCGGGCUCUCCUCCAAUCCCUAUAUGCUACUUUUAAGGAAUUCAAAAUGCAUGAACAAAUUGAAAAUGAAUACAUAAUUGGAUUACUUCAGCAACGCAGCCGGACUGUGUAUAAUGUACACUCAGACAAUAAACUCUCAGAAAUGCUUAGCCUCUUUGAGAAAGGGUUGAAGAAUGUGAAGGUGAGCUUUCAGAAAGAAGAGUGUUUGGUUUCUGGGUGGUACAAUGCAAAAUCACAUUUCUGAGAUCAUGUGUGAAUUUGUGCAAUCUCAGCGUAGUUCUGGUGCCACAAGGCUGGUUGUAUAUAUGCUUGCUUAGAAAGAAGCCAUGCUAUGCUUAGUGGGGCUUAUUUCUUGUAAGUGUGCUUUAGAAUUUCCAGCUUAGUCAUAACUUUAUUGUGCAUCCUUGACUCCUCCAUGUAGAAGGGAAGCUCUCUAAAAAUAUGGUUUACUUCCUAGCAAGCAGCUGCUUUUUGUUGAGAACAGUUUGGGCGAUGUCAGCAGCUGACACUUCUGGCAGUGUGACAUGCCUGAAUAACACACCUUAUAAAACAGGAGUCACAUGGGAUGUGGAUGCAUAAGAACAUCAUAGCUUUAAGAUUUGAUGGGUGGGGAAUCUUUUUCAGUUGGAGGGCUAUGUUUCAUCUUGACCACCCCUCUUGGGGGUCGUAUGCCAUUGGCAGGAGAGGCUAAUUCUGGAGUAUGUGAUUAAAGUGUCCAUGGGCACACCAUGCGCUUUCUCCUCUGCACCACCAGAAUGCACAUAUAGCACACUCCUCACACAUGUAUGUAUGCAGAUUCUUACUCUUUCUUCCCUCCACCACACUAGGGUGGAAAAAUAGCUGCAUGGAGGGGUGUGUGUGAUCUUCAUAGGUAUUAGUUAGGAAGGGGAAGUUUAAGCCUUCCUUUCCUUGCUGUACUUUCUUUAAAGAUAGCCAAUUUUCCCAAGUGGCAGUUAGCAUUGAAAACAGCCUUCCAUUAGCACCAGUAGAAGGCUUUUUUCCUCAAGCCUUAUUCUGGCAUGAGGGAUUCACAGCACAAAGAGGGCAAGCACUUCCCUCCCCAGAUGCAAGCCCUGCCUGAUUCUUCCCUUCCAAAAUUAGACUUGAAAAGCCCCCCUAGGUUUUUUUUUUUGAAAAACCCUCAAACUUGUCUGGGAGGAGAAGGGGGUUCUGCAGACUGAAUGGAGGGGCUGCAUCUGACCCCUGGACUGCCAGUUUCUGACCCCUUUAAAUGUAUAGGUAUAUCAGAGAGACCCAUGAGUUUAUAGGCUUCUGACUCACUGUAUGUUAUCUUUACAAAGUGGCAUAUGUAGUUACUUUUCCAUGCUUGUGACAUGUCAGAUGGUAAUCCUUUUAAUCUUUUCAUUUGUUGAAUUCUACUGGUACCACUGCUAGUUUUCAAUGCCUGUUAAGUACUUAAAUUAUAUAAUGAAAUACUCCCAAAAUCUGGUCACCUACCAAGUUCUUUAAAAUUAAUCUUAAGCAUCAUCUGGGGAAUUAUUUCAAAAUCUACCUUACUGUAAUUAGACAUCCUGACAACAAGUGUUUACAUUUGCACUAAAAUAAUAGCAUUUUAGAAAUGAAAUGCUAACAUAUUUUAUAUAAGUUGGUCUCUGGGCAUCUGUUUUAAGACAUCUGAUGAAGAGGUGUGUUGUUUUUGAUGGCUUGAACUUACUGUGGAAACUAACACAAACCAAUUGGUAUUUCAAUAUUGCUUCAUAUUUAAUUUUAAGGAUUUUAGAACUUAACAAUUUCUAACAAUUGAUCGUAAGUGUUCAAAUGGCACAAAUGCUUAGUAAUGGUAUUUUUUAUCAUUCUCAGAAUGAAUAUGAACAACUAAACUAUGCGAAACAGCUAAAGGAGAGGCUUGAAGCUUUUACCAGGGAUUUUCUUCCUCACAUGAAAGAAGAGGAGGAGGUGAGCUGUACUAGGAAAUGGUUUCUGGCCAUUACGUUCGAUUGUACCCAGUGAAUGGAUGGGAAUUGGAUGGUUAAUUAAGCUUCAAAAUGUGUCCAAGCAGGCUUUAGAUGUGCUUUUUGAGCAGGAGGCAUAUUUACUUUGUGGCAAAUGCUUGAAGCUUUAAGAGCAGUUGGUGGUAUGCGGAUUUUGCUAUUCAAAGCAAAUAAAAAAGGGGGGGGGAGCCUCAUUGUAUUAUCCUAAGUAACUCUUUCGAUUCUGACUGUAGUAGUCAAGAGCCUUUAGUCUUAGAUUUGAGUGUCCUCCUCAAAAGACAAAACUGGUCUGCUGCCAAAAAUGGCAAGCUCACGUCUGCUUCUCUCUUCCAUUUUCUGCAAGGAUAUUUGGAGCACAGUGCCAUCAGUAUGUUGAGGACACACAGCUCUCUCUCUCCAUUCUGUCACUUUUUUCCGGGAAAGGCUGUGAAGGUGGACCAGUGUCUGGAAGCCGUGAUGGGAUAGAGAGGGACUAAUAAACUAAGGCGGAAAUCUGAUUAAGAUGGAGGUGUUGUGGUCCAGUAGUUCCCGGGUCUAGGAAUUGGAUGUACAACCUGUUUUCAGUAGGGUUAUACCCCACUGAAUGAACAGGUUCAUAGUCUGGUAGUACUCUUGGGUUCCAAUUUGUCACUGGAGUCUCAAAUAGCUUCCAUGGCUGGGAGUUCCUAUGCCCAGCCUAGGCUUGUUCAUCAGCUUUUCCUGAAUCAGGAUAGCCUGCCUGGCCUCAGUUGUCCGUGCUCUGGUGACCUCACACCUGGGCUACUGUUAUGUGCUCUAUGUAUAGCUGCCCUUGGAGACCGCAACUAGUGCAGAAUGCAGUUGUUAGGUUGGUAAGUAUGACAGCCCAAUGGGACCAGUACCUGGAUCACUACACAACUGUCAUUGAGCUGCCAGACCCAGUUCAAGAAUAGUUUGAGCAUUUGUUGUUGUUGAGUCGUUUAGUCGUGUCCGACUCUUCAUAACCCCAUGGACCAGAGCACGCCAGGCACUUCUGUCUUCCACUGCCUCCCGCAGUUUGGUCAAACUCAUGCUGGUAGCUUCGAGAACACUAUCCAACCAUCUCAUCCUCUGUCGUCCCCUUCUCCUUGUGCCCUCCAUCUUUCUCAGCAUCAGGGUCUUUUCCAGGGAGUCUUCUCUUCUCAUGAGGUGGCCAAAGUCUUGGAGCCUCAGCUUCAUGAUCUGUCCUUCCAGUGAGCACUCAGGGCUGAUUUCCUUAAGAAUGGAGAGGUUUGAUCUUCUUGCAGUCCAUGGGAGUCUCCUCCAGUGCCAUAAUUCAAAAGCAUCAAUUCUUCGGCUAUCAGCCUUAUUUAUGGUCCAGCUUUCACUUCCAGUUUGAGCAUACAGUGCCUUAAAUGGCUUGGAACCCAAUUACCUAAAAGAGCACCUUCCCCAGGCCAUACAACCAGCAGGGGAGGCUCUGUUGGUGGUGUCUCCACUGGGGGUUGCCGAGUUAGCAGUGACCUGUGGCAGGGCCUUCACACAUUGUAGGGGGUUGGACCAAAUGACCCUUGGGUGCCUUCCAACUCUACAAUUCUAUGAUUCUAUGUCUCAAUUUUUAUGAGUUAUUGUCUGUCCAGGUUCUAAUCUGCAAAAGAACCUGCAGAGCUUGGUGAUAUAUCAAUACAUAGUCUGAAACUGGUUGGAAGUUCAGAUUGUGAUAAUGGCUUCAGAAUUUUUGAGCUAGCAAUAUAUUGCACAUCUUCAUUUGCUCCCUAGCUGCUGCCAGCAAAGCAUAUUUCACCCCUGGGCGCCCAGUGCUCGCUCGCUCCCUCUGUAGUCCAGUUGCUGGAAUUGGCAGAGGGCGCCCAAGAACUUGGGCACCUGUCUGCCUACACCUUCGUUGGAGCAAGCGGGUUGCCUCAUUUCUCCUGGUCGUGCUUCCUGCUUGCUCCCUCCCUCCUCAGUCCAGUCUCACCCAUCCUUUUUCAGACAUCAUGAUGUAUUGCUAUAUUGCGAUGGUUCGCUGGUGAUAUUUCAUGUUAAAAACCAGAUAUUGCCCAGCCCUACUGCAGCUAAUCCUAUGUGUAUCUUGUUUCUCAUCCUUGUAUGUGUAUCAUAUGCAUUUGAUGAUCUUAGACUGAGAAAGUUAAAUGUAGUAUUUCAAAAACAAGAGCAAGUUGGAACAAUUGGGUUAUUCAAAAAGUGACGUUUGUUGUGUAUCUUAGGUUUUCCAGCCGAUGUUGAUGGAAUAUUUUACUUAUGAGGAAUUGAAGGACAUAAAAAAGAAAGUAAUUGCGCAACACUGCUCCCAGAAGGAAGCUGCAGCAGAAAUACGUAAAGGUAUUAGUCUCUGGAAUCAAGCUGAGGAACUGCAGAAAGCUUUUAAAUAUUCUGUGGAUGAAAAAGCAGAUCAAGGUGAAGGUAACCUUUUAUUUGUAGCAAUCUUCUGAAUUUCUCAGCUGGUUUUCUAGAAAAUAAUGUCACAUAACUCCAUGGCACUUAAAAUUAUGUUCUUGCAACUUGUAGAGCUUUUGAUGUAGGUUACAGUUACUUUCGGUCUCUUUAGUGAUCUUGUCUCUGUUAUACUCAUUGGUCAGUCUUACUCAUCGAAACAUUUUUCGUAUCCUAAACUGCGCAUUUUCACCCCAGACUAGCUUUCAUUUUCUGAAGGUAGUUCUGAAUAAUAAUAAUAAUAAUAAUAAUAAUAAUAAUAAUUCUGCAGAGUAGAGUCCUGCAGGAAAAUAUCUGGGUUGCCAAAACAAGUAGCAGCAGUGCUUUGAUGAGCUUGCUUGAAAAUAGCAGCAUUUAUUUCCAAGUACAUCUUUUACUUUGUGGUAUAGAGAUUAAUAAGGAACACUUGCAGGAUGGUAAGAAAAGGUUGGGAAAUAUUCUAAAAUGGGUUGGUUAUGUUUUUAUUUUGAAUUAUGUCUAUGGUGGUUUAAUAUUCUGAUUUUAUCCUGUGAACCACCCUGAGACCUGCAGGUAUAGGGCUGUAUAUAAAUUUAAUAAAAUAAUAAAAAUAAAUAAAAACACAAUGAUUUUGUCCUGCAUGCUUCUUUGGUUUUGGAUGAAGUGGCUAAUAUGAAAGCCCAUUAGAUAAAUGGCAACAAAGAAAUCAAGACUUUAAAAAGUGAUGGCUGAAUUGACAAUAGAGAGCUUGGGAAGUAACAUUUAGGCUUCAGUCCAGGACAACUGAGUGUGCUUAUGUUUGUUGGCUUUUCAUUAGUUAUACUUGUUUAAUUGCUUAAUGUUUGUGCAAUUUAGUAGCAGUUGAGUUUGGGGUAUUAUUUAUGUUUGUUAUUCUUUUGGGAAAGGAUGUCAACACUCAGUGCUGUGGCUCUGAGAAGGAGGUGUAAAAGUUGAUGGGCUCUGCCCCUCUCCCCAUUUAUACAUGCUGUCAGCUUUGCUUUUCUGCCACAGCUUCAGUGAUGAUUUUUUUAUUGUAGAUUCUAAACAGAACAAUACUCUUCAAGCCACUGCCAAAAUACUGAAUGUAUUCCCAUAUAUUUCAGAAACCGAAGAAAAAGGGCAAACCACCAAUAUUGUUGAUCUUCCUUCUGAGGUUGUGCUGACUAUUUUUAGUUACCUUAGCCCUCAGGAGUUGUGUCGAUGCAGUCAAGUAAAUAGCAAAUGGUCUCAGUUGGCUAAAACUGGAUCUCUUUGGAAACAUCUUUACCCCGUGCACUGGGCCAGAGGUAAGUGGCUGAAAUUCCCGGCUCUUUAGAAGCUUAGAUUACCAUCCAUUUAUGUGUAAAAGAAAAGCCAUUAAGGAAAAAGGUAUAUAAUUUCUGAGAUCAAGCACUGUAAAUGUAAAUUACUCUUUUUAUGGCAUAUCUAUAUUAUAUGGCUAGUGUACACUUGUGAAUAGCCCUACAUUGACCCGUUACUGCUGAUAUACUACAUACAAGACAGACAGAAUUAAUUAAUUAUGUUCAGUCUUAGUUACUUUAAAUCACCAAGUUAAGACUGGGCUUAGAAUUAUUUAUCUUGUAUCUAACACAUUUAGGGUGGCUAACUUGUGGCCCUCCAGCAGAAAUUGUUGGAUUCAACUUUCAGGGAUGAUGGGUGCUGUAGUCAUACUAUAUCUGGAGGGCACCUGAUUAGCCACACCUAUAUUACAAGAUUCCUGCCCAGCUAGCAGUUUGAAAGCACGUCAAGUGCAAAUAGAUGAAUAGGUACUGCUCUGGCGGGAAGCUUAACGGCGUUUCUGUGCACUGCUCUGGUUCAUCAGAAGCAGCUUAGUCAUGACCCGGAAGCUGUCUGUGGACAAACGCUGGCUCCCUCGGCCUAUAGAACGAGAUGAGUGUGCAACCCCCGAGUCGUCCGCGACUGGACCUAAUGGUCAGGGGUACCUUUACUUUUACCUUUACCUAUAUUACAAGAUAAUAUCACCAAAGCAACUAUCUGUAAACAAACAAUAAACAUCCAUAAAAAUGGCAAAAGUAGUUUCCUUCUCAAAUAGGUUUUAUCAUAAACAAUUGCAAAUGCAGUAAAGAGUGCAGUAAGGAGAUUAAAAUAAGUGUUUCAGUGCUCAUUUCUUCUCUUUCCAAAAUACAGUCGUACCUUGGAAGUCGAACGGAAUCCAUUCCGGAAGUCCGUUCAACUUCCAAAACGUUUGGAAACCAAUGAGUGGCUUCUGAUUGGCUGCAGGAAGCUCCUGGAGCCAAUUGGAAGCCCCGUCAGACAUUUGGCUUCCCAAAGAACGUUCACAAACCAGAACAGUCACUUCGGGAUUGUGGCGUUCAGGCGCCAAAACAUUUGGAAACUAAGCUAUUCUAAAACCAAGGUACGACUAGAUUUUAUUUUGAACAACUGCAAUUGCAGUAAUAGAGUCCACUUGUGAUUAAAAUUAAAGAAAAAUUAAGGAUUUUUAAUUUUAAUUUUCCUUAUUCUACUUGUUAAUUCAGUGCAAUUCUAUUACAACUGAUUUUGACACCUCGAUGACUAAGCUGUAGCAAUAAACGCCUGAUUACGGGAACGACAUCCGAGCACUGAACCGCAGGUAUGUUCUGAAAAGGAAGGGCCCUUUUCAGAACAGGAGAGGGGAGAUACAAAUUCUACAUGUGCUACUUUCCCAGUCUCCAAGGAUUAAGGACAAGGAGAGCAACAUGCAUGUUCUUUGUAACACCAUUGUGUUUUCUGCUGGCUGACACUUCUUAAAAGAGCCUACUCCUUCCUGAUAUGUGUGGGUAAUUCAAAGGUUUCUGUAACAUAAUUAAAUGCUUUCUUGUUGGCUACUUAGGAGACUGGUCCAGUGGCCCACCUGGUGAUCUUGAUACAGAUCCUGAUGAAGAAUGGGUAAAAAACAGAAAAGAUGAAAGCUGUGCUUUUCAGGAAUGGGAUGAAGAUGCUGAUAUAGAUGAGUCUGGUAAGUUAAGGGGUGAACUGUAUAUCUUCCCUUUACAGUUUUGUCUUGGGUCGUCUAGUGUGCAAUGGAGCCCUGGGGUGCCUUGAAUGAUGGUCACAGGUGCCAUGGGCGACACUGGCCUCUGUCCCUCUUUUCUUCCCUCUCUCCUCUGAUGCCUUCUUGCGUUCCUGCCUCCCGAAGGAUUGCACAGCUGUUGUAGCAGCCCUGGCUGCAAGCUUCCCAGGCAAAUGGUGCCUCUGGGACUGGUCAGGGGUGGGGCUUCCCAGGUCCCUGAGGGGCAGUGGGAGGAGGCAGCUCUCUUUGGAGCGGAGGGGGGCAGCUCAGAAACCAGGGGCGGCAGCUGUGGCUGCCCAGAAGACUCCCAAGAGGAGAGAGGAGGCUAAGGGAACACUCCACAAGGGAGGGUGUUCGGAAAAGGGCGAGAGGCUGCCAGCUCUGCAGGGAAGGGGUGACAUAACGGGGCUCCUGAGCUCCACAGGGGUGCCGCACAAAGUGUAGUUGGUCAAGGGAGCCAAAGCUUGAAAACCUCAUCUAGAGUAUGAUACUUGCCAAGGAUACCUUGAGAGCAUGGCUGGUUUUUGCAGAGGAAUAGGUCUGUGUGUCUGAGGGAUGUAGACACUAGUCACCAAAAAAGCAAGUCACCCAACAGCAGGACACUUAAAGGGGCUAUUCUUUGUUGAUAUUUAUUAGUACUGCUGGUCUUUUUGACUGAUGUUUAGAGUUAAGUAAGCAUACUUCGAAUCCCCGCGGCGGGGUGCGCUCCCGUCGUUCGGUCCCAGCGCCUGCCAACCUAGCAGUUCGAAAGCACCCCUGGGUGCAAGUAGAUAAAUAGGGACCGCUUACCAGCGGGAAGGUAAACGGCGUUCCGUGUGCUGCGCUGGCUUGCCAGAUGCAGCUUGUCACGCUGGCCACGUGACCCGGAAGUGUCUCCGGACAGCGCUGGCUCCCGGCCUAUAGAGUGAGAUGAGCGCACAACCCUAGAGUCUGUCAAGACUGGCCCGUACGGACAGGGGUACCUUUAUCUUUACCUUUUUAAGCAUACUUGUACACUUGUACAUCUAUAUAAUCUUGAUUGUCAUAUUUCUCAUAGUCAGUGCUCCUUUUCUGUCGGUUGAGUUGUGCUUGACACUUUCGUUAGAACUACCAUGCCCGUCAAAUUUAAGGCAUAGUUUCCUUGAUGUUUUGGGGAAAGCUUGGUUUGUAUGUACAGGUGAAACUCAAAAAAUUAGAAUAUUGUGGAAAAGUUCAUUUAUUUCAGUAACUCAACUUAAAAGGUGAAACUAAUAUAUGAGAUAGACUCAUGACAUGCAAAGCGAGAUAUGUCAAGCCUUUAUUUGUUGAAAUUGUGAUGAUUAUGGUGUACAGCUGAUAACAACCCCAAAUUAACAAUCUCAGAAAAUUAGAAUAUUGUGAAAAGGUGCAGUAGCUAUUCAAUCCAUAACACCUGCAAUGGGUUCCUGAGCCUUUAAAUGGUCUCUCAGUCUGGUUCAGUAGGAAGUACAAUCAUGGGGAAGUUGUGCAGAAAGCCAUCAUUGAGACCCUCCAAAAGGAGGGAACGCCUCAAAAGGUAAUCGCAGAAGAAGUUGGAUGUUCCCAAAGGGCUGUAUCGAAGCACAUUGAUGGAAAGUUACGCGAAAGGGAAAAGUGUGGAAGAAAAAGGUGCACAAGCAGCAGGGAUGACCGCAGCCUGGCGAGGAUUGUCAGGAAAAGACCAUUCAGACUUUCACAAGGAGUGGACUGAGGCUGGAGUUAGUGCCAUCACACACAGACGGAUCCUGGAGAUGGGCUUCAAAUGUCGUAUUCCUCUUGUCAAGCCCCUCCUGAACAAGAAACAACGUCAGAAGCGUCUUACCUGGGCUAAAGAAAAAAAGAACUGGUCUGUUGCUCAGUGGUCCCAAGUCCUCCUUUCUGAUGAGAGCAACUUUUGCAUCCCAUUUGGAAACCAAGGACCCAGAGUUGGGAGGAAGAAUUGGGAGGCACACAAUGCCAGAUGCUUGAAGUCCAGUGUGAAGUUUCCACAGUCUGUGUUGAUUUGGGGAGCCAUGUCAUCAGCUGGUGUUGGUCCACUGUGCUUCAUUAAGUCCAGGGUCAAUGCAGCCAUCAACCCGGAGAUUUUGGAGCACUUCAUGCUUCCUUCCACAGACGAGCUUUAUGUGGAUGCUGACUUCAUUUUCCAGCAGGACUUGGCACCUGCCCAUACUGCCAAAAGUACCAAAACCUGGUUCAGUGCCCAUGGGAUUACUGUGCUUGAUUGGCCGGCAAACUCGCCUGACCUGAACCCCAUAGAGAAUCCAUGGGGCAUUGCCAAGAGAAUCAUAGAAUCAUAGAAUCAUAGAGUUGGAAGAAACCACAAGGGCCAUCGAGUCCAACCCCCUGCCAAGCAGGAAACACCAUCAGAGCACUCCUGACAUAUGGUUGUCAAGCCUCUGCUUAAAGACCUCCAAAGAAGGAGACUCCACCACACUCCUUGGCAGCAAAUUCCAGUGUCGAACAGCUCUUACUGUCAGGAAGUUCUUCCUAAUGUUUAGGUGGAAUCUUCUUUCUUGUAGUUUGGAUCCAUUGCUCCGUGUCCGCUUCUCUGGAGCAGCAGAAAACAACCUUUCUCCCUCCUCUAUGUGACAUCCUUUUAUAUAUUUAAACAUGGCUAUCAUAUCACCCCUUAACCUCCUCUUCUCCAGGCUAAACAUGCCCAGCUCCCUUAGCCGUUCCUCAUAAGGCACCGUUUCCAGGCCUUUGACCAUUUUGGUUGCCCUCCUCUGGACGCGUUCCAGUUUGUCAAUGUCCUUCUUGAACUGUGGUGCCCAGAACUGGACACAGUACUCCAGGUGAGGUCUGACCAGAGCAGAAUACAGUGGCACUAUUACUUCCCUUGAUCUAGAUGCUAUACUCCUAUUGAUGCAGCCCAGAAUUGCAUUGGCUUUUUAGCUGCCGCGUCACACUGUUGGCUCAUGUCAAGUUUGUGGUCAACCAAGACUCCUAGAUCCUUUUCACAUGUACUGCUCUCAAGCCAGGUGUCCCCCAUCUUGUAUUUGUGCCUCUCAUUUUUUUGCCCAAGUGCAAUACUUUACAUUUCUCCCUGUUAAAAUUCAUCUUGUUUGUUUUGGCCCAGUUCUCUAAUCUGUCAAGGUCGUUUUGAAGUGUGAUCCUGUCCUCUGGGGUGUUAGCCACCCCUCCCAAUUUGGUGUCAUCUGCAAAUUUGAUCAGGAUGCCCUUGAGUCCAUCAUCCAAGUCGUUGAUAAAGAUGUUGAAUAAGACCGGGCCCAAGACAGAACCCUGUGGCACCCCACUAGUCACUCUUCUCCAGGAUGAAGAGGAACCAUUGAUGAGCACCCUUUGGGUUCGGUCAGUCAGCCAGUUACAAAUCCACUGAGUGGUAGCAUAGUCAAGACCACAUUUUACCAGAGAAAGAUGAGAGACAUGAGACCAAGCAAUGCAGAAGAGCUGAAGGCUGCUAUUGAAGCAUCCUGGUCUUCCAUAACACCUCAGCAGUGCCACAGGCUGAUAGCAUCCAUGCCACGCCGCAGUGAGGCAGUAAUUGAUGCAAAAGGGGCCCAAACCAAGUACUGAGUACAUAUGCAUGCUUCUAUUUCUCAGAGGUCCAAUAUUGCUCUAUUUGAAAUCCUUGUUUUGCUGAUUUCAUUUAAUAUUCUAAUUUUCUGAGAUUGUUAAUUUUGCGUUUUCAUCAGCUGUACGCCAUAAUCAUCACAAUUAUAACAAAUAAAGGCUUGACAUAUUUCGCUUUGCAUGUCAUGAGUCUUAUCUCAUAUAUUAGUUUCACCUUUUAAGUUGAAUUACUGAAAUAAAUGAACUUUUCCACGAUAUUCUAAUUUUUUGAGUUUCACCUGUAUAUGGUAAGUUAGCGUCAGGAUAGAAAACUACCGUAUUUUUUGCCCCAUAGGACGCACUGCCCUAUAGGACGCACCUAGUUUUUUUUGGGGUGGGGGGAAUAAAGAAAAAAAAUAUAUUUCCCCCCCAGGCACGGGGCUGGCGCAGGGGAAGCCUGAGCUUCCCCCGACCCCAGCCCCCAGAACAGCACUGCUAUCCGCAAGCCCAGGGAGCCGCGCCGAUCUCCCCAGGCUUGCGGACAGCUGUGCGAAGCCCGGGCGCACUGAAGAGCGCGCCCGAGGCUUCGAAAUGCAGGCAGCUGUGCGCAACCCUCCGGAGCCCGGUGCAAAUCCGCACCGGGCUCCGGAGGGUUGCGCAGAGCUUCCUGAAGCCUGGAGAGAGAAAGCCUGUAUACGCCCCAUAGGACGCACCCACAUUUCCCCUUUUGGAUCCCCCUUUUGGAGGGGAAAUGUGGGUCCUAUAGGGCAAAAAAUACGGUACUUUUGCUCAGUGUCAGAUUAAGACUGUUGACACCAUAACUACGGUAACUUUCAUUGCUCUGAAGGCUGACCUCUUGUGGUGGUUGGCAAAACAUGCAGGGAGAUGCUCUGCAUCUGGAAUUUGUCCUUUUGACUAAAGUACUUAGGCUGCAGCUUUUAUUAUACUAAUUAGCAUUUGAUAUAUAGAUAUUUUUAAAAUUAAUAUAUUUGCAUACUUUGUAUAUAUGACCAUUUUUUAUUCUUACAUUUGUCCUUUGAUCCCUUUUAUAGAAGAAAAUUCAGAAGAAUCCUUGGCUAUCAGCAUUAUUCAAAAAGAAAAGGACUUUCUUCAGGGCUUAAUUCACCAUGUUCUCCCACGUGUAGGCACCUCAGUGAAAACAAUUGUGCUCGCAUACAGCUCAGCCAUAUCUAACAAAAUGGUACAGUAUACAUAAUGAAUACAUCUGGGGAAUCUGUAAAGAAUAAUAAGGGUGCUUAAGUGGGUGUUUUUCAAUAAAAUAAUCUCUUUGUUGCUUUUCUGCCUGCUCUGUACUCAAGGUGGAUUAACAGUAUAAAGACAGCAAUAUUAUCUCUGACACAAUUUUUAUUGCAACCAUAAACUGAUACUCCAUUUUCUUUUAAACCUAGGUCAGACAGAUCUUAGAACUGUGUCCUAACUUGGAGCAUCUUGAUCUCACUCAAACUGAUAUUUCUGAUUCCGCAUUUGAAAGGUUGGUAAUCCUUUGGGGUGUCUGUUGCUUACUUUGCCAUUGGUAAAUUACCAACAGUAUAGUAAUUACUAGAGCCUUGAUUGUGUGAACUAUUUUUGGCAGGGAGAAAUGUUAGUUUUGGAAGUUGUUACGUAUCAUACGCUACCUGCAGAAUGAGGAAAAAGAGUUAGACAAGGGUUAUUAUUCUGUCUAAGACACUACAUUCCAUUGCUCCUGUCUCUGAUAAAGUGUAAGUCUUUUGCUUCUGCGGCACAUUGUUUCUGCAGAACAGACCAGCAAUACUUAGGCAUUUUGCUAUUAAUCCUUAACUGAUUUCUUUUAGUAUUUUAUGCAUUUAGGGUUGAACAUUCAUUGAUCCGAAUAUGACUACUUUAUCUGCAAUAGCUUGAAUAUGCUGGUUGGGACAAUAACGAAAUAUUGGUUAACAAAUAUGUUAAUAUUUGUUUCAGUUGGUCUUGGGUUGGUUGCUGCCAGAAUCUCCGGCAUCUUGAUCUCUCUGGAUGUGAGAGAAUCACAGAUGUGGCUGUAAAAAAGAUUUCCAGAGCCUUGGGAGUUUUGUCACCCAAUGAAGCAGGAUCUCUGAAAAGUUGUCAAAACAGGAAUGGAAAAACUGUGUGGAAAAACAAAGACAUUGCCAUGCAGGCCAGCAAAAAGAAUUGUAGUUUGCAUGAUAUUGCAAAUGAAAAUUUGAUUAAAGGAGAAGGAAAUGAAAGCCAUUGGAUUGCACCUGUCAGAUCAGAGAGCUUUAACUCUGCCUAUAUCUGGAUGUUAGAUGCGGAAGAUCUGGCAGAUAUUGAAGAUGCUGCUGAGUGGAAACACAGAAAUAUUGAAGGAGUUUGUGUGGUAGAACCUUCAUCAAAUUUCACUUGUUCUGCAACAUGCUGCAGCAAAGACAUUUUUGGACUAAGGACUAGUAUUUGCUGGCAGCAGCACUGUGCUCCUACUGCCUUGACCUACUGCGGUCACUCUUUCUGUUGUGCUGGGACAGCUUUAAGAACUAUUCAGGCACUCCCAGGAUCCUCUGCACUAUCUAAACAUGCACCAAGGACUAGUAAACAGUCAGAGGGGAAAGACUUUGCAUACUUCAGGAGUGCAAAAUCAGACCAUGAGACAGCGCGAGUUCUUCAGUUCCUCAGUCUGUCAGGAUGUUACCAGAUAACAGACCACGGUCUUAGGUAUGUAGCCUCUUUGAAACCCCUGCCAAAAUCCAUUAAUGCCAUUUAAAAAACAACACAAAAUCAUAUUGUUAUCUCAUCAUUACUUAGCCACUGAAUCUGGUGGUAAUGCAUUGACGAUUGGAGGUGGAGAAGUGCUUUGCCCAAAGCAGAUGUGAUUAUUCCUCUCCUCCCUGCCUUUGAGUUCACAUUCCUCUUUUUUGAAUUUUUCUUUCUCUUAGACUACAAUCCUCUGUAAAGUUUUCUCUUCCAAAAUCCGGGGUGGGGAGCGGAGCUUUAUUUUCUAAAAAAAACCCCAACCAUACACUUUCUCCCUUCUGGUGUCUCCUUGCCCCCCCCCCCCCCUUAGGUAUAUCUGAAGACAAUAAAAGAAAGCAUGUUUGUCAUUGGGAAGAAAGCUCCCAACCAAACACUGGAUGCUAAUCUCUCCCUACAACUCAGGAUGACUUUAACUGCUCUUCCAUCUCAACUGGAUCUGGGCAUUAUCAUGUUGCUGAUAUGUGCUCCCACUGGAGUUCCCAUGACUACCAUCUUCUAUAAUACAUGAAACCAGUUUCUGGCUUGGAAAUUGAAAUAGCCUUUGGGAUGGAUGUGUGCGUCAACAUUCACCAGACAUUACAAGUUAGAACUACACAUAUAAACUCAAGCGGUCUUCAAAAGAAGGGUUUUCUAGAACAGGGGUCAGCAACCUUUUCCACUGUCUCUCAGACCAUGUGGUGGGCCGGACUAUAUUUUGAAAAAAAGAUAUGAAUGAAUUCUUGUACCCCACAAAUAACCCAGAGAUGCAUUUAAAAUAAAAGGACACAUUCUAUUCAUGUAAAAACAUGCUGAUUCCCAGACCGUCCGCAGGCUGGAUUUAGAAGGCGAAUAGGCCACAUCUGGCCCCUGGGCCUUAGGUUGCCUACCCCUGUUCUAGAACAGCUUGCCACCAGUUUAGACAGCUACAUUCGUUCUGCUGGGAUUCACUGUUAGAUGUAACAUAGCAUGGGAGACAUCCACUUAGAGUAUGUGCAAAAGCUAACUUGAGAAGGGAGCAUUGGUUCAUUUACCUUGAAUAGGCUUUCUAGAUUGGCAUAGGAAGACAUCCGCUGCCUUACCCCUGUCUCUAAAUAACUGCUGUCUACUCUAACGCACUUCAAGCCUCAUCAAGUUUCUUGAUGCCAGGUUACUCCUUUUUUGUUAUUACUAUGGUCAAUUUUUUUUGUGAUCUAACUCUGAUUUGUUUGCUUAUUUACCUAUCACUACUAUGGAAUCUCUGCUUUCCUCUAAGCUUGGUUACAGACAAAAGUCAAACGGGAUCCUAUAUGACUGUAGUAUCCCUACUUUACUCCAUUGCCCAUCUCUGUUCCUUGCAUUUCAUCCACUGUAUUAUCUAUGGUAGGGCUGGGUGAACUUUCUUAGAAAGUUUUGUUUAAGUCUGAACAAACCAUAUAUUCCAGCAGGGCCCUACACUAAUAGUGGCAGUCUUGAAUUCAUUUUGCAUGAAGCAGGGUAGUGUUUAAUGAACUUUAUGGCUGGUAUAAUGAAGGUCGAGGAAAGAAAUGCUCAAAUAUCAAAAGUCCUGAGUGGUUCAAAUAUAUAUAUAUCAUCUUGCUAAAGAAGCAGAAUUCUCCUGCUACCUGUUUGGUUCCUGGCAUGGUCUUAAUGUGCCUUUAUUUUCCACAUUAGGAUGCUGACUCUGGGAGGCGGGCUCCCUCAUCUAGAACACCUCAAUCUCUCCGGUUGUCUGACUGUAACCGGUGCAGGCCUGCAGGAUUUGGUGUCUGUAUGCCCUUCUCUGAAUCAUGAACACUUUUACUACUGUGAUAACAUUAACGGUAAUGUCUUUUGAAUAAAGUACCUUUUAAAAGCAUUUAUAUUUAACCCUUGGAAUGUUCAGAAUUUGAAGCCACUUCCUUUCUGUAGUUGUAGGUCCUCUGAGUUACGUUAGCCUUUCAUUGUUAAAAGUUUAGUGUGUCUAUGAAGGCAUAGAUUUAAAUAUUACAAGUUCUUCUAUACUGCCCGUUGUACCGUGUUAGCUGAAGAGAGCUAAUUUUACCAUUACUGAGGAAAUUAUCUGGCGGUUCAGAGGAAACUUACGUUAAAUACCCUUUUGCCGAUGAAGAUUUGGAUAUCAUCAGGCCUGUUGCGAAUUUCGGUUUUAUAUCAGCGAGGACAAGACAGGCAAUGGUGACAGUGAUAGCCAGGGAAUGAGUACUGAUUAUGAUCUCUGGAAUACAGAUUUUAGCUGAAGGAGUGUUAUUUUUAAUGUAAAUAAGUUUAUAGGGAAUUCUUAAUUACAUCUGCUUCUUUAUGCGGUUGUGGCAUAUGUUGCUGUUGUUAACUUUGCUGUCUGGUGUUAGACCGCAAUAAAGAUUGAUUGAUUGAUUGAUUGAUUGAUACCAUUCUAGACAUAGAACAGGGAAGCAUACUUGUGGUGGAUCAUUUAAAAUCCCAUUUCAGUGAAGUAACUGGCUCCACCUCUUGAAAGCUCUCAUUUUGAUAUAAAGAGAUUACAUUAGGAUUGAAAAAGUUUGAAUCAAUUGAAAGAAUAAUGUUAAUAUGGAGUGUUGUGUAUCUUGAGCAGUGUUCAAAACUCCCAUUGUUCUAGGCGCAUUUUGUGACAGGGAAUAUCAUUAGUGUGAGCAGUUUCCAAGCUCUGGGCACAGUACUGCGCCUAAGAUUUCAGAUUAAAACUGCAGAGUGGAAGGCAAGGAGGACCUUUUUCUGCCUCCCCACUUCCAGCUACUCCCUGAAGACUGGAGAAGAGACCCUCUUAAGAAUAUCAGGGGAGUGGGCAGGGGAAUGACUAGACCUUGUGAAAAAUGAACAUAGUAUUUCAGCUGCAUUUCAUUCAUUUUCAGCUUUGGAUUUUUGUUAUAGGAAAGCACACCUAGACAUUCUGUUGUUGUACCUGUAACUUGGAUUAAGGUGCCAUUUAGCUCCUAGCUUUCAUAUCUCAUUCUAACACUGAUCUUGAGCUCUUGAAAAUGGAUUGAUUCUGUUUAACGUUUGCUGCUAACUUCCUAACUAUUGAAAUGCCUUUGUUUUAAUAUGACAAAAGUCAUGGUAGUGUACAAGGUUGAAAUCCUAUUAAGCCUAGCCUAGACCUCCGUGUUCUGUGGGAAUCUUGUUGGCACAGGUACUUUGACUGGUUUGUUUCACAGAAGAGGAGCUGUGAUACUGGAUUAGAUAUUGACAUGAGACAACUCUCAAGCUAGUAGACCGCAACGUACCGUAUUUUUUGCUCUAUAAGACUCACUUUUUCCCUCCUAAAAAGUAAGGGGAAAUGUGUGUGCGUCUUAUGGAGUGAAUGCAGGCUGCACAGCUAUCCCAGAAGCAGAACAGCAAGAGGGAUCCCUGCUUUCGCUGCGCAGCAAUCCCUCUUGCUGUUCUGGCUUCUGAGAUUCAGAAUAUUUUUUUUCCGUUUUCCUCCUCCAAAAACUAGGUGCGUCUUGUGGUCCGGUGCGUCUUAUAGAGCGAAAAAUACGGUAAUUUCCCCCUCCCAGGUCUGCCUCAGAUAAGAUUAUUGGAACAAACUCUGAAUCAUCCUAUUACUUCUGAACGUUUCACAAGGCUGUAUCCGUAUCUCUUCCAGUCGUGUUAGCUUUGUGCUCCUCUUUGAAGUUUCUCACAGCAUAAAUGGAGUUCUCUUUUUUUAAUAAUUUGUCCUUAGUGAACAGUGGAUGCAUGAAUGGUUUGUCUUAAGGUAGCUAUUGGAGGCUGCAUUUUAGGUUGUAUUUUAAUCCUGUUUUUAUACCUGAUGUUAGCCGCCCUGAGCCCAGUCUUGGUUGGGGAGGGCGGGGUAUAAAUAAAAUUUAUUAUUAUUAUUAUUAAUUAAUGAGUAAAAGGAGUUUGGGGCCAGUUGAAAUUAGCCUAAGGAGCAGACUUACACCAACCCUUUCAGUAACAACAACAACAAAUCCUCAUUGCACAGUUUCUUACCUCCCAAAAGAUUAUGCUGUUUGGCUGUUUCAGGAAAAUAAGACUAAUUUGUCCUAACUGGCUCAGUUGGAAACAUCUUUUGUUAGCUUAUCUGCUAUUGAGAGUGGCUUGCCCAGGUUUUGUUUUAUUUUGUUCCUCUUGCAUGGUACAACAGCGCAUUUUGCCUUGCCGACAACCUAAAAGUCUAAUUUAACGUGUGUAAGUGACCAAAUGUCAGCCACUGAAAAAUAUUUCACCUUGGCUAAUGUUUGAAUAAACUGUAACUAUUUUGCUGGCAUCAUCUUUAAGAGUAGAUUGUGAAGAACUGCUAUAAUGGAUAGCUCUUAACAUAAUAUCUCUUCUCAAAAUGUAAGUACUGGAUGGUUCAUGCCUUAACAAACAUUUCCUUGUUUGGAUGCUGUUUCCCUUUGGGAUGGGUAUAUGGGUUUGUUCACUUUUAAGGAGGGGUCAUAAGUGCUAAAGCCCUUCAGUGCCUUUAGGCUAGGCAACUAUGGUAUUCAAUUCCAGCUAUGCCUUGCCCUUCAUUUUUGAAAAGCCCAUAUAUGCUGCAGCUUCUCACCUUGCUGUAUAAAUAAAUAAAGCGCCACACUGACUGCAUACCUCCCUUAUUUUAUCUGAUGGUGUGUGCUCAUGCUGCACUUACGACAAGGAAAAGCAGAUUCUGCUGGGGAAGAAAUAAUGCUAUGAUAUCCAAAUUUGCUUUGAUAAGGACGAAUAAGGCUGUGCUGUGGGUGUGAUGCUCUUCUCAAGAGUGCAGAACAAGGUGAUGGCAAAAUGGGGGGGGGGGACCUCUCUUAGCUGUGUGUUGGAACCCAGAGGUCAUCAUAUGUACUUGAUCUUCUGGGAAAUCUGUUUCAUUAUUAGAAAGUAAGUUCAUAAACGAGCGCCAAGUUGUUGGAUACAACAGGAAGUAAGUUGGUGAAUGUGGUAGUGCACAGAAAGUUGAAAGAUAAUUAACAGAUUUAUUCAAGUUAAAUGGGUGGCACUGUGGUGUAAAUCACUGAGCCUUGGGCUUGCCGGUCGGAAGGUCGGCGGUUCGAAUCCCCGCAACGGGGUGAGCUCCCGUUGUUCAAUCCCAGCUCCUGCCCCCCUAGCGGUUCAAAAGCACGUCAAGUGCAAGUAGAUAAAUAGGUAGCACUCCGGCGGGAAGGUAAACGGCGUUUCCGUGCGCUGCUCUGGUUCGCCAGAAGGGGCUUAGUCAUGCUGGCCACAUGACCCGAAAAAACUGUCUGAGGACAAAUGCUGGCUCCCUCGGCCAGUAAAGCGAGAUGAGUGCUGCAACCCCAAAGUCGUCUGCGACUGGACUUAACUGUCAGGGGUCCUUUACCUUUCCCUUCCUUUCCCUUUACCCUAGUUUCAGUACUAAUGGUGACAGUACCUUCUGAAAGAAUUUUUCUAUACUUAUUCCAAGUUGUUAAAUUUCUGUAAAGCUAUAAUAACACCAACUGCUAGUGCCCUACUACUCUCUGGCCCUUUAGUGGAAGAUGUUAGACUUGACGGGUGACAGGAACAGGUCUUCCUUGGUCACACAUUUUUUGAAUGCCCUACCCCCAGAUAGUACAAUACGCGCUGUCAUUGUUGACUUUUAAACAAGCUUUUGUUAUUUAUAGUUUGACCUGAGUUAACCAAUUGCUAUGUUUUAUUAUUACAGCUCACUUGAAGAGAGAUGUGAUAUGGUUUUAAUAUGAUGGUCUUAUAUAGUGCACUGUUGUGAAUCUUGGUGUGCUGCCUUGUGACGGCAAGGUGCCUGAAAAGCAGUUUAAACAUUUGCAAAUAAAUAAAACAAUUCCAGCUCUAUAGUGUAGGGCUUUUGCAUUCUCAUAGUGAAAAUGUGAAGCUAACUAGCCGAACUGAUGAGCUUCAUAAUACACCCUUUAAAUUAGGUACUGCCAAACAGAUGUCAUCCUUUUCUGUGAAGUGUUAACAUUUCCCCCUCCCAAAGUAAAAGGCUUGCUAAAUGGCUUUUUUCUUUUUUGAAAUAUGGAGAUAAUGAUAACAUUCCAAAAAAAUAUAUAUCUGUAACACUACCUUCUUACCUGUCUAUAUUCUUGCUGACAAGGUGUAAGUGCCAAAAAAAAUCACUCUCCUGAUGGAUGUGUUCUGUAAGUUGAGAGUGACUAAUUGGAUACUACUCUUAAUUACAUGAAUCAAAAACAGGAACCAGUAUCUCCUAGAAAGUUUUUUAUAGUAUACUUCAACAAAGUGUUUGGUGCAGGAGAUUUCUUCUUUAUUUCAAUUUAUUCAUUCUAAAAUUUCCUGUUUAUUACUAAAGUGGUGAUAAAACCAUUCCUUAAUAGAAAAUAUUCUGUUAAGCAUACUUCCAUCUUUUGACCUCUGAAUUGUAACAGCUUCACAAAACAACCCUUAACUUCAUUCCUUUAGCUAAAUUGUCAUUAUGUUUAAAUGGGGGGACUUAUUUUUUUCUGUCACUUUCUUGUUAAAAGUUUAUUUCCCUAUUUAAAGUGCUUUUUAAAAGCCAAACAUUUUACAGUGGUACCUCGCAAGACGAAUGCCUCGCAAGACAAAAAACUCGCUAGACGGAAGGGUUUUUUGUUUUUUGAGCUGCUUCGUAAGACGAUUUUCCCUAUGGGCUUGCUUCGCAAGACGGAAACGUCUUGCAAGUUUGUUUCCUUUUUCUUAACACCAUUAAUACAGUUGCGACUUGACUUUGAGGAGCAACUCAUAGAACGCGGUGUGGUAGCCUUUUUUGAGGUUUUUGAAGACUUUGGUGAUUUUUGAAGCUUUUCCAAAACUUUCCCGACACCGUGCUUCGCAAGACGAAAAAACUCGCGGAACGAAUUAAUUUCGUCUUGCGAGGCACCACUGUAUACCUCUAAGGGUAUCCUACUUACUCAAGUUUUUUUUGCUGUUUUUCUAGAUCCUAUUUCUUGAAACAUCUGUUUAGUUUUUUCAUUUCAUUUUAUCACUUGUGAAUUGGUAUCGAUUGGGUGAAAGAGAUCAUUCAGUUUUCCCCUCUUUAUUGUUUUGCAGCAGCAAAUAAUUAAAUUCUGCCUGCCCAGAUUUUCCUAAACUUGUUAAAAUUGUAGCUUGAAUAGAAGAUUUGGGAUUACUUACCUGGAAAAUGAUCCCACUGCAUUUAAUUAAACUUAAUUCUGAGUUGGCAUGUAUAGAAGUGCACUGUCAGAGUACUUGGAAAACUAGCAAAUAAAACACAUUGAAUAUGAUUUGUUGGGUUAAAGGGAAAGCAUUUGUGGUUGGUCUUAAAAAAUGCUUCAGUCAACUAGGCUUUCAUUCAUGACCAAAGGUUUUUUAGUUAAGAUUUGUGUUUUGGGGUGGGGGAAGAUAUAUAUUUAGUGUUGGACUCUCAGAGAAAAAGAAAAUCAUUCAACCCUUCCAGAAGCUAGCUAGUUUUCUUCUUGAUCAUGGAAAUUCUUUAAUUCUGAGUUUGGGGCGCAAAACCACAGUUUUUCUGAUCUUCCAGCAUAUACUGUAUUUUUCUGUGUGUAAGACACCCCCUAUUUUUAGGGACUCAAAAUUAAGAAAAUGGAGGCAGAUUGCCCCCGUGUAUAAGACUAUCCGCCCCUUUUAACAUUAUUUUUUAGUAAAAAAAAAACCCCUAGACUUAUACAUGGAAAAGUAUGGUCAUGAUUAGAUGAUGAUACAUAGCCUAACUUGAAUGUAUUUCUUAAAAUUCUAAUUCAGAAUUGCUAUUUCUCUAGUUUUGUCUCAGUAAAUUUCACCUUCAAACUUCUUAAAUUAAGGAACUGAGUAAUGUCACUCACACGUUUAAAAAGCAUACUCAACUUUGCUUUUCGAGGAAAACCAGUCACACUCUCCCAGUCUGAAAUGAGACACUGCCUUCAUUUCUUGCCAAGAAUACCUCCCUCUCCAGCUGCUUUUGCCCAAAGAGAUGCUGUUUAUUACAAGCACAAGGAGCAAAUAGCAGGUUGGGAGAUCAAAUUUUGGCAGGAAACAAGUGUGGCGCUGGAACAGGACGCUUUGCCUUCAAUAUAAAAACUGUAGUUUGGCCUUAUGACAGGGCAUGCAGAAAGAAAGAAAGAAAGACACAUAUCUUUAUGAAAAUUGGUCUGUUUAACCCAGGUACAUGAAAUAAAUGAUUUUACUUGCAGCCUUAUAGAAGGCAAAGCACUGCUGAUCGUUUCAUAUGAUCCUAAAAACACAUCUGUUUAGGCAAGCCUUUCCCUGAUCUCAUUGCUUGGUUAUUUUAACUGUUGCUGUUUAAAUUGUUGUGCAUUUUAAUUACAAAUGUGCAUUUUAAUUAUGGAUUUAUUUUAUAGCUGUAAUCUGCUUAGAAGCCAUUUUGACAUAUAAUUAAUUAAUAAUAGAAUUCUGCUGUUACUUGAAGGUGCCCUUCAAAUGAAUCCUACAAGAUGAAUAGCCAGAAGUGUGUUCGGUGUAUUUCCAGAAUAUUGAAUUGUACUAACAAAUGUUGGUUUCAGUAAUGAAAGAGGUUCAUUUCCCCCUUAACUGUUUUCAGGCAUGUUAUUAUUUGUUAACACACCCUCACAUACUUUUGAUUAUAUAAAAUACCCUGAGUAUUGCAAGGAGACAGCAGGGUUGGUCUGGCCAGUUUCAUGGCUUUAAUUCAUUAAGAUGAAUGUCCUGUGCCUGAAAUAAUGUAGGGCACCUGUUUUUAAAUGCAUAUGUGGCUUUUGCCAAUAGUGCAGUAAUUUCACUGUUUAUUAAAAUUACUUGCAAAUGAAGGUAAGUGAUGGUUGCUGAAACUUGGUAAAACUUUGGUAUGGGACUUUAAAAAAAUAAAUUAUAAUCUUCGAGCCAGAACUCAUCAGCGUAUACAUUUGGGAAACAGAUAAUCUAUUCUGGAGGGUUUUUUAAAAAUUAGGUGCUUUAUCAUUUCUUCCAAGUAAAAUAGGUAGCUCAUACAGGAGCUACAUUUGUUAAGCCCAAGAAAGCUAACCUGGACCCUCCAGAUGCUGCUGGACUUCAACACUUAUCAUCCCCAGCCAAGGAUGAUGGGUUUUGUAGUCUGGUACCUGGAAGGCCACAGCGCUGCUGUGAAGUCUGUUGGGCAAAUAAUACUUUGUAUAUUUAAAUGUGGUAUAAUCAGUUGUAUACCAGUAAGAUAUUACAACUGCAAUGUGAGACUUUGAAUGAAUAUCAAAUAUCCCUUGAUGAAAAAGGCUAUGAAUGGCUACUGCACAAGAUGAACACCAUCCCUUUUUCUUCCUUUCACAUUUGUUCUGUCUUUACACAGGUCCUCACGCCGAAACCGCCAGUGGAUGCCAGAACUUGCAGUGUGGUUUCAGAGCCUGCUGCCGCUCUGGUGAAUGACCUGACUACUUUCCUUUUCAGUCUACUUCAUUAGCUCAGCAGGCUUCCUUUCAUGCACUUUACUUACAGUCCGCAUCUUGUGUUAACAGUUCCCUUCUGAAGUGCAAAUUGUAGGUCCUUUCUGCCCCAUAAUUCAGAGUCUUAUAAGCAAACUGUGUAGGGUCACACCAUUCUCACAAUGUUUCACUCUGAUUUCGGAAGGUGAGAGGUUUAAUUCUUUGUGCCGUGAAACUUACUCAGAUUGUUUUUGACACUUUCCCCCUAACGUUUGGCACUUAAUAUUUUUAUUUUGUGUUUUGUGCUAAGCCCUUAAGAUUAUUAUUUUUUAAGCUCAUGCUUCAAUAUAAAUAUUAAAUACAUCUGGAUAACAAUAUAUAUUGUUCAGUAGUGAUUUCUCCCAUAACUUCUGAUCCCAGAAUUGUCUUACUGCAGAAUUACAGAUACUUUGUCUUAGCACUGACUUCAUAUGUUAUAAGCUUAAAGAACAGUACAUGGAACAUUCCCAUCAGCAUCUGAAUUUGUUAGAGUCUGGAUAAGUUAGCAAGCCAAUGACUGUUUGCCACAUCUUUUUGUGGGCUUCACAAAGUAUUUGCUUAACUGUAGUUGCAUAGCAACCAGGACCCCCUGUAUUGUCUAUAGAAAUUCAUUAAAGACGCUGAAUUCUGAAAGGGACUUUCCAAGAAGUGAUUUCUCUGCUGUAAGAGCAACUGAAAUAAAUAAAUUUUCAGCUUUAAGGAA